AUGCUCAGCAUCCCAACGGUCCCAUUGGAACUGCGUCUCUCCUCCCUCGUGGCCUUUUCCAUGGCAAGUAAAGGGGUUGGCGUUUCUCCCUUCCGCUCUCUUCCAUCGAUCCUCCUCUUUCUCACCUUCUUCUCUUUUUCUUCCUCCUCUCCAUCCAACGAAAUCCCAUAUGCCGAACACUGCAACUCUAUCGUCCCCGAGUCCAUCCCCACCCACCUUCUCGUCCACUCCAACUCCUUCCAGCUCUCGCACGGUUACUUCUCCGGCGGUGGCCACCUCUUCGAGUCAGAUUCCAGCUCCGGCCGCUCUACACCAAAGUCCUUGCACUUCCAAACUGCACACCUCCGCCAGACCCAAAGCACGGGCAUCAUCCAGGUCCGUGGGAUCCUAAUCCUCCGCGGUGGAAAUGCUCGUACGGAUUCAACAGACGGCUCUCUUGUCCGUUAUAACACCAAUGUGAGGAAAGAAGCCAUCUUUGACCUCUCUGGCUUUUGGUCCAAAUCUUCUGGCAAGCUUUGCAUGGUGGGACGCGGCUUUCUCGAGCACUUUGCAGGAGGUAGCUCUCUUCAUCUUUCUGCUGUUCUUAAACUUAAUUAUCCUGAGAAAUCCAACAUCACUGCUAGCGUGGUUAGUGGUACCGUCGAGAGCUUGGAUGCAACCAAUAGCCCAAACCACUUCAGUUCCAUUCAGGUUGUAGCCUAUGCCCAGAAGAAAUAUGAGUACACGAUGAUCUCCCAAGCGAACAAAUCGUGCUCUCGUCAUACGUUUGAUGAAGAAUCGGCAGAAUUUGAUUCUCAUUCCUACUGUCCUAUCCUCCGGAGAUUACAAGGUCAGUUCUUUAGAUUGGACUAUGGCAGUGACUGCUCUAAUCCGAAUUGUGGCCUUUUUUUCGGUGCGAGUCGUGAAAUUUUCAUGUCUUUGAAUCAAAUCCAGUGCACCGAGGAGGGAAGGUUGCAUUUUUAUAUAGGCUUCUCCAAUGUCAGUAAGCAUCCAGACAAUGGAUUGUUGGUGCCUGAGAAGUCCUUGGUUGCUGAGGGGUUCUGGGAUCCAAGUGGGAACCGGCUCUGCGUCAUGGCUUGUCGCAUACUUUACAUUCAAGCGGAUUCUCUGGCAACUGCCUCGGUUGCUGAUUGCACAAUUGGGUUUAGCUUAUGGUUUCCUGUAGUGUUGUCGAUCAAGAGUACCAGCAGCGCCGUUGGUCAUAUAUGGAGUGAAAAGAACGUGAGGGACACUGGCUAUCUUAGCAAAGUUUCAUUCUCUAGUUUCGGUGACAAAUUUGGGUUGGUUCCUGGUUUAAAAUAUAAGUACACAAGAUUGGAUACCGUGAAGAACUUGUGUGUGGUGGAUGAUGUUGCAGAGUUGGGGAAGAGGGGAUAUCCUGAUGGAAGAUCCUUCAGCAACAUGAAAUUUGAUUUCUAUACAACAAACUCCGACGGCAAGGGUGAAUGGGGACAGGCAACACCAAUAUCAGUUGGUGAGAUGCGUCAUCAGAAUACUGAUUCACGGGGAUAUGUAACUCUAAAGUCAGUCGAUGAUGCAUACUAUCGAGAUAUCAAUUCCUACAUGGCAACAAGACCAUUACAGACAUUGGUAGAGACGGAGCAGACCCACCGGAAUGUAAGCUACAAGAUAAGCUAUACCUUCCAGGGUUCAACUCUGGAUGAGUAUGUGCCAACUGAGAUCUCAGCAGAAGGUAUAUACAAUGCAAAAACUGGCAAGCUCUGUAUGGUAGGAUGUCAGUGUCCAAGCUAUGCAUUCGCUAAAAAACAAGGAAAAGGUGUGAAUAACUCUAUGGACUGUAAAAUUCUCAUCGAUAUCCAGCUUCCCCCUCUGAAUCCAGAGCUUGGAGAGCGUUUUAACGGCAAAAUUGAGAGUACAAGGGAGAAAUCGGACCCGCUUUUCUUUAAUCCUGCAGAGGUUUUCUCAUAUGGUUUUGUGACAAAUGCCCACAGCGUCUGGAGGAUGGAUGUAGAAAUCAUUAUGGUUGUCAUCUCCCUCACACUUUCAUGUAUUUUCAUCAGAAUGCAGUUUUACCAUCUCAAGAAGCAUUGUCCUUCUAUAUCCAUCACGAUGCUUGUUGUUCUUACUCUUGGCCACAUGAUCCCUUUGAUGUUGAACUUUGGAGCAUUGUUCUAUAAGAAUCAUAACCCACAGAACUUUCUGUAUUGGAGUGGUGGAUUGCUUGAGGCAAAUGAGGUUAUUGUGAGGGUCUUGACGAUGGUCGCUUUCCUGUUGCACUUCCGUUUACUUCAAGCGGCAUGGUCUUCUAGAUCAGCGGAGGGCAAGAAGGGCCUGUGGGUUGCCGAGAAGAGAGCUCUCAUGUUGUGCUUGCCUUUAUAUCUUGCCAGUGGACUAAUUGCCUGGUUUGUUCACACGAGGUUGUAUGAAAUUAAAGAGCACAGUUCUGACUAUUCGGUUGAGCACCACCGUUCUCUGUGGGAGUAUCUGACAUCAAAUUGUGGCUUGAUACUUGAUUGCUUCCUGCUGCCUCAAAUCAUUUUUAAUAUCCUUUGGAACUCCAACAACAAGGCUCUGACCCCUUUCUUCUAUGUUGGAACCACCAUUCUUCAUGCGGUGCCUCACUUGUAUGAUGCUUAUAGAGCUCACCAUUAUGUUCCCCAUCUAAACUGGUCAUACAUCUAUGCUCGCCAUGAUGGAGAUUUGUACUCCACCGCUUGGAAUAUCAUCAUUCCUUGCCAGGGAGUGCUCUUUGCAUUUCUUAUAUACUUGCAGCAGCGGUUUGGUGGUGAUCGCAUCCUUCCUAAAAUAUUUAGAAAGCCUGGUGAGUACGAGACAGUCGUUAGUCCUUAG
This is a messenger RNA of Elaeis guineensis (African oil palm), 2811 nucleotides long. RefSeq lists its product as uncharacterized. Gene Ontology annotation, cellular component: intracellular membrane-bounded organelle. The record is from RefSeq and is a predicted model, not a curated record. NCBI's taxonomy places the organism in Eukaryota, Viridiplantae, Streptophyta, Magnoliopsida, Arecales, Arecaceae.